UUGGCACCAUAGCAUGUGAUUGUCACAAGGAAGUUGAUCUGUAAAAAUGUUUGUUACCGAUGAUAUGUAGUCUGUUAUGAGUAUAAAAUCUGUACACAGUUAGACAAACAAUAAGGAACUGUCAUGGUCAUCCUCACUGUUGCAGCACGUUGGUAACGUGGAAUCCAUAAACAAUGGGACAGAGUUUGACGUCAUCAACAAAGUCAACAAGAUCUACACACAUAUUUGAUCAAAGUCCUCUUGUAAAGUCACACCUGUAACCCAGACUGACCCGAAUCAUGUCAUCUCACCUGAACAUCGAUGAGGGGCAGCCAUUGCUGUCUGGCACAUCCACGACAGAGAACGACAAUAACAGCGAUGAUGGUCACAACUAUGACAACAGCGCCUACAGCCAUGACGGGAUGGGUCUGGACGAGGUGGAUAUUAACCCUUACGAGUCUGCGCCACCUGAACGUAAACAGCGGAUCUCAGGAAGGACUCUGAUGGUGGUUGGAACGAUUCUUGUCACAGAGUUGUGUGAGAGGCUGACAUUCUACAGCGUGGUCGGCAGCAUGGUCCUCUACUGUACAAGUCAUCUCAAGUUCCCCAGCAUUGACGCCGCCAACAUCAGUCUCAUCUUUCAAGGUACAGUUUACUUACUACCGGUUGUCGGGGGUUACGUAGCGGAUGUGGUGGCUGGACGAUACAAAACCAUUCUGGGAUCAGGACUCAUCUAUUUAAUAGGAUUGUUCCUUCUCCCAGCUUCUGCUGUUGAUUUCAAAGCCUGGUUUGGUGAAGACUCCAGUGGGCGGGCCUACGCUUUGGAUCUGACAGGCAAGCGAGGCUUUUUCCUGACUGGUCUUGUCUUCAUCGCCAUAGGAACGGGAGGAAUCAAAGCUAAUGUCGGUCCGUUUGGAGCUCAGCAAGUCGAAAAACUGGGUGAUGUAGCAGUGCAGACUUUCUUUAACUGGUUUUACUGGUUCAUCAACGUGGGUGGUCUGAUCGCCUUCUCUGCCGUGUCCUACAUUCAACAGGAAGUCAGCUUCUCUUGGGGCUACCUCGUACCAUUGAUCAGCAUGAUUGUCGCAAUUCUCAUCUUCCUCUUCUCCAGACGUUGCUAUGCUCAUUUGGAAGUUCAAGGAAGUGUUCUGACAACAGUAUUUAAGAUCUGUCACACUGGCUGUGAGAAAUCUGAGAAGAAGGUGAAGUUUUUCGACAAGGCGCGUACGUCGCAUGGUGGAAAGUUUGAUGAUUACACGGUGGAUGGUCUCAUCUGUGCUCUACGAGUCCUGCCCAUUUUCCUCCUUGUCAUAAUAUACUGGGCUGUGUAUUCUCAGAUGACAUCCACAUUUUUCCUUCAAGGAGAGAGGCUGAAUGUCGCGAUAGGGGAUGGGAAGUUGCCGGUGGCCAUCUUGAAUGUUUUCAACACCAUUGCUAUUUUGAUUCUGAUUCCACUCGUAGACCGGCUAGUUUAUCCGUUUUUUACCCGAAUUGGCCGACCACUCACUCACCUAAAACGCAUGGGUAUUGGUUUCCUUCUUGCCGCGAUGUCUGUGAUUGCUGCGGGAGUGCUGGAAAUCUACAGGAAGGACGAGUUGCGGUCUAGUGGAGGAAUCGUACAGCAGCUUGGGGGAGAGACUUUCAACUCGUCUCACAUCACCCUGUUUGCACAGGUCCCGCAGUUCGCUCUCAUAGGAGCCAGUGAAGUGUUUGCUAGUAUUUCAGCAUUGGAGUUUGCCUUCACCCAGGUACCCCACUCCAUGCAGGGACUAGUCACUGGUCUGUGCCUUGCUGCGUCAGGCCUCGGCAACUAUGUGUCAAUGGCAAUCACCAACAUUGUCGUAGCAUCUACUCGCAGUGAUCCGUGGUUUCCAGAUGAAAUAAAUAACGGCAAAGCAGAAAACCUCUUCUUCCUGAUUGGAGGACUGAUGUUGUUGAAUUUCAUCAUUUUCGUCUUUGUCGCAAGGGCGUACAAGUAUCGUGAUGUUGCAGGCAACCUCCCACCUGACAAGACAGUCACCGAGAAUACUGACAACCCAAACACUAAAUUAUAAUGGUUUACUUGAACAUUUUAAAAGAAUACAGCAGAAGAUACGAAUAUUAUUUUUUUAAAUACUCACAUGUAAAUGGUAAAGUGCAUUUUAAAAAUCUAUGCUGCUUUUGUGUAGAAGUAUCCCAUAUGACGAAACGUUUACCCCUCUCUCUCACUCUCUCAGUCAAAUAGUGUUGGAAUGUCAUAUGGAUCAGCAGUUAUAAUUGGUUUGCACUAACUGAUCAUUUUUCGAUUAUAUAACCAGUUUGAAUUAUAUGCACUGAAAAAACUAUGAAUUGUCAGGACUAUUUACCAGUGGUGCUCUGUGCUCAGGGAGAGAUCAUACAAAUCACUCAUUCAGUAUCUGGGGGCAAGACGUAGCUCAGUGGUAAAGCACUCAGUUAAUGCGCGGUCUGUUUGGGAUUGAUCCCCGUCAGUGGGCCCAUUGGGCUAUUUUUCACUCCGGCCACGACUGGUACAUCAA
Messenger RNA from Gigantopelta aegis, 2495 nucleotides. RefSeq names its product solute carrier family 15 member 4-like. The transcript has 12 exons. The record is from RefSeq and is a predicted model, not a curated record. Gene Ontology annotation, biological process: oligopeptide transport; transmembrane transport. NCBI's taxonomy places the organism in Eukaryota, Metazoa, Mollusca, Gastropoda, Neomphalida, Peltospiridae. Gene Ontology annotation, cellular component: membrane. The coding region runs from base 279 to 2033 and encodes 584 amino acids. Gene Ontology annotation, molecular function: transmembrane transporter activity.